GGGGCCUUGGCCUCACGUGAUCCCGCGCUCCCGGUUGCCGACGCUUUCCAGCUGGUGCCACCCGGUCCCGGGACGAAAGGACCGUUUGAAGCCACGGAUUCGCUCCACGGCCGAGGGCGAGGCUGGCGUUGGUAGGGGCCGGUGGGAACAGCAGAAAGCCGCCAUGUCGAGCGGGACGGACACAGAGAAGGCGAAGCCAUUCAAGCUUCUAGGAAUAUUGGAUGUGCAGAACACUCCAUGUGCUCGAGAAUCUGUUCUGUAUGGAUCCGCUGGUGCUAUAGUAGCUGGACUUGGUCACUUCCUAGCAACAAGCAGAGUAAAGCGGUCUUUUGACUUUGGUGUGGGGGGCUUUCUACUUACAACUUUGGGAACUUGGAUGCUCUGCCGGUACCAGAAUGCAAAACUACGAAUCCAGCAGCGAAUGGUGCAGGAAGGUAUGAAAAACAAGUUGACAUUCGAAGGAACUGAAAUGGAUCCUACCCGAAAAUCAGAUAGAAGCAACUGAAACAGCCAUGGAAGUAACUCAUAGGCCAUUGGCCCUGACAGCAGUGCGGUUUGGAACCAGAAAGUUUUAAUUACUAGCGAGUUCAAAGAAUCAACUUUCCUACCUUGACUGUACUGCUUGUUUAAGGAAACUGAGAGUUUUUCCAGAAUUGGGAUAUCUAACAUAUAAGUAAUUUGUUCCUAUAUAAGGGGAAAUGACCAAGAUAACAUUUGGCUCUGUUUUGAUGAUAAGUAUUUAUUAUUACCAUGACAAGGUUACAAACAAUCUCUAGAUGACAUAGUCUAAUUUUGAAUGUUUUGUGUAAACUGACAUUUUGGAUGUACAAUCUCUUUCUUUUUGCAAAUUUGUUGAAAGCUAAAGCAGGUUGACAUGUUUAAAACCAUCUUCGAGACUUGCACAGAUUUGGGUCAUCAUUUCAUUUUGGCUUCUUGGUUGGAGUUAUGGCAAUGAGUGUAAGCUGGUGAAUUUAUUUGGAAAAUACAAACCAGAGGAGCCUUUCAGUUCCUUAACCCCUCCCCGGCGACUUUUUUUGGAGAAAACGUUUCAUUUUCAGACGAAUUUUUUUAUUGCUUUUUUUUAAUAGUAUUUUUAAUGCUGAUUAUAGAAAUAACUUUUGUUUUUAUCUAUUUCCAAUAUUUUACUUGAAAUUUUAUUUUGAAGAUACCGUUUUUGGCACAAAAAAAAUUGGUCUUUCAAGUAGUUCAUCUUUUGACCAGUUCAUUUCUUGAUCUGGCAUUUUCACAAUACCCCCAAGCAUUUUCAAGGCGAAAAACACACAAGUUUCUGCCUUUGUUACAGGGCGCCCCAUACAAUCUGUUUCUCCAGUUUGUUCAGAAAGCGAUUAGUUUCGUCCACAACUUGAUCAAUAAUUCUGUUGUCACAUGAAAGACUAAAACAUUCCAAAGGAGUCAUAUCAGCUGUGUCUUGAUCAAUUGAUAUUCCAGGAUUUCCAGUGAAUGGGGAGCUUGGUGGUGGAGGAAGCAUGCAUUCUUCCGACACCACAUGUCAACACAAUUCGUCCAUCCUCCUCCUCCUCACUUGAGAGAGAAUAGCCAUUAUCAGACGAGCUUGCACUCUCAUCCGAUGUAUCCAAGCUUCUAAUAGAAGGUUCAUACUCAUUGUCAUCUCCUGAGCUCGACAAAACACAGAAAAAAACCGAAUGACAGUGUGUGCCCAAAAGCGGUGCGUCGACGCUUCUUGCAAUGCCUGAGGCGGAAGAGACACAGCUACCAGACAUAUGAGUCACCGAGUAUACUCAUUUCUAGCUGAGAAGGGCCCAGAAAUGCCGAGAAUUGAUGUGUAAUCUCGUCUGUGGCUGUUUUUGAAAUUAUAUGUUUUCGACAAGUUUACUCGUCGCACUCUGAAAAAGACAAAUUUGGUGAAGACAAGCUAACGCGUCUUUGCUGGGUAAGGGGUUAAACCUGUUUCACCACUUAUUGAGAUCAUUGUCUGAUCCACCUGCCUGAACUCUCUAUUCUUUUAUAACUUUGUCUGAUAAAUAGCUGUUGACCCCACAUUUUAAAAUAAUGAUUGAAGAAGCAUCCACUGCUUUUUAUAGAGGAGCAUUCCACUCUUCUACCAGCCUUUGUGUGAAAUGUUUCCUACAUUCUCUCCUGAAUUGCCUAGAUCUGAUAUAAGCUCAAUGUCACCUUCCCCUAGACAGAGAAAUGGUUCAUUUUAUCUAUGUUUCUUUACAUUUCUGCCUGAAGGUAGUUACAACCCACAAUGUUGGGAUCUCUAAUACAGAAGGAAGGCAUGUCAUGAAACCUCCACAGACAGAAUAUGAAUUGAAACCUAUGCUUUUGGAACUGAGCUGAUCAACAGUAUCCUCAAGCUAACUAAGUUAAAAGACAUGAUGACUUCUCUGGACAUUCAGUUGUAUUACCAUUGCAGGAUGUCCCACUAUCAACAUCUCUAUAGUUAGAAUUAACCAGAAGCUUAAUUGGACCGGUCUGGUAAAUACUGCGAUACAAGAGGCAAUCAGAGGCUAAAAUUCUGCAGUGAAUAACUCGCCCCCUUUCUCCACCCUCCUUGAUGAGCACGUUCAAAGCUCAAUACUAUCCAGGACAAAACAACCCAUCCAGCAACUUCAACGUUCACUACUUUCACCAAGGUGCACAGUCACAGCACUAUACCAUUUACAAGAUGCACCGCAGUAACUCACCCAGGUUUCUUUGAUGAUGCCUUCUAAACCCAGGUCCACUAUAGUCUAAGGACCUGGGCAGCAGAUGCAUGGGAAUGCAUCCACUUGUAAAUUCCUGUACAAACCACACAUUUUGACUUGGAACUAUAUUGCCAUCCCUUCUGUGUUGUCAGGGUCAAAAUCCUAGAACUGCCUUCAAAAGAGCAUUUUAGGUGUACCAAAUCCCCACAGAUUUCAUGAGGUUAAAAAGACAACUCUCCACCACCUUCUCAAAGGCCAUUAGGCUGAGCAAUAAAUGCUAGCAUAGCUAGCAACACACAUUUCCUAUGAAUAAAUGUUUUCAAAAAUCAGAUCAUCUUUAGAGUUUCUAUACUCUAGGUUAUAUAGUCUUAGUUUAUCAAAUGGCAGCAACCAGACUUAGUGCAUAUGGCAACUAUAAGGACUUUAUAAAGAUUUAGAAACUUGUUUCUGAAAUCUUCUAACAGUUUUGAGGGAUUCUGUUCAAAUUUUCAUUGUUGUCCCAGUCUACUGGUGCCAUUUUGAAGCAUUAAUCUUGUUUAGACUGUUAUCUUUAUUCAUUUCCGUUGUUCUUGGGGUCAAUGAAAAUGGGGGAUAGUUGAGGCUAGCAGGUGAGAGGAAUCCUUGAAGUGUGUUUGGAAUUCCCUCUCCACAGUCUGUACAGAUAAAUAAUUACAAGGGGGGAUCCUUCAGUAUCAACCAAGCUCUGCAAAUCUUGAGGGGAGUGGACCAACUCUCUUGAUGUUACAAUCUCUUAAAAUAAGUGCGGGCUUGCUUUGAAAUCUCACAUUCCGAUCCUUAGAGGUAAUUGAAAAAAAGUGCUGGCAAAACUUUGCAGGUCUGACAGCAUCUGUGGGGAGGAUAGGAGUAAAGUUAUGAUUCAAAUAUAACUUAUUUGGAACUGAGUUUGAGUUUUGAAGGAGAAUCGUAUAGGAGUCAACAUUAACUUCCCAUUGAUUCCAAUAUCAUUCUACUUGGAGUCUCAAAUGCAAAAAUGAAUUGCAUUGGACUCAAGUGUUAACUCAGCUUUUCUCUCACCACAAAUGCUGAUGCACCUACUAAAUUUUUCUGGCGCUUUCUGUUUUUAUUUCAAAUUUCCAUCAUGUAGAGUAUAUUUCUUUUAGAUUAGAUUAGAUUACUUACAAUGUGGAAUCAUGCCCUUCGGCCCAACAAGUCCACACCGACCCGCCGAAGCGAAACCCACCCAUACCCCUACAUUUGCCCCUUACCUAACACUACGGGCAAUUUAGCAUGGCCAAUUCACCUGACCUGCACAUCUUUGGAUUGUGGGAGGAAACCGAAGCACCCGGAGGAAACCCACGCAGACACGGAGAGAAUGUGCAAACUCCACACAGUCAGUCACCUGAGGUGGGAAUUGAACCCGGGUCUCUGGCGCUGUGAGGCAGCAGUGCUAACCACUGUGCCACCGUGCCUAUCUUAGGGUAGUUUACCCAACCUUCCAGGAUUGCACCAUUGAGCUGAAUAAUGGCUCUGCUCAAGGGCCAAUAAGGAAGAAUGAAUUGGCAUCUUUUCCUGAGCAAUCCAAAAACCAUUAGAGGUAUUCAGGAAUUUCAAGACUUCCUCAUUGUUUAAAACUCAUGCCCUUUACUUUGUAGCCUGACUUCUCUGUCUACCAGAAUGUCAUUAUGUUGGACAGAAACUUGACCUAAUUGAUAGUGUUGCAGAUAUGCCUUAAAUAAAAAGUGAACUUGUAAAUAUGUGACGCUUUUCAGGAUGUUUCAAAGUGCUUGACAAUUGAAGAAGUAUUUUUCAAGUGUUGUGGGGACACUGUAUCUGUACCUACUCAUUGUCCACAAAUUUGCAUUUGAGCUUUCCAUGAAACAUAUUGAUGAAUAAUACUGUAACAGAACUGGUUUUUGUGCUUUUCUUUCCUGAUUGAAUCAUCGGCCUGUUCUCACAUCCCUUAAUGGCAGAAAUUUCAUCUAUGGUUACGUGCACCUUCACACCAGCUCCUAUAGCAUAGUUACAAAAUGAGCAAAGUCUCCAAAAGCUCAUUUCUUCCUAAUGCUUUUAUAAAGACAUUGUAAUUUGAAUUGGUGUUCAAUUAUUCCUUUGUCAUUGUACAAAUGGACAGUUAAGCAAUGUCACCCGAUCCACUGCAGUGACAUCGCAAUAAAUUAGAUACCCCACUAGUGUUUAAAACUGU
Molecule: messenger RNA, 4833 nt
Organism: Hemiscyllium ocellatum (epaulette shark)
Lineage: Eukaryota; Metazoa; Chordata; Chondrichthyes; Orectolobiformes; Hemiscylliidae
Product: cytochrome c oxidase assembly protein COX20, mitochondrial
Exons: 4
Coding region: 164-505 (113 amino acids)
Biological process (GO): mitochondrial respiratory chain complex IV assembly
Cellular component (GO): mitochondrial inner membrane; mitochondrion
Source: RefSeq, a predicted model, not a curated record